Molecule: messenger RNA, 2896 nt
Organism: Populus nigra (black poplar)
Lineage: Eukaryota; Viridiplantae; Streptophyta; Magnoliopsida; Malpighiales; Salicaceae
Product: linoleate 13S-lipoxygenase 2-1, chloroplastic-like
Exons: 9
Coding region: 140-2836 (898 amino acids)
Biological process (GO): lipid oxidation
Molecular function (GO): oxidoreductase activity, acting on single donors with incorporation of molecular oxygen, incorporation of two atoms of oxygen; metal ion binding; protein binding
Source: RefSeq, a predicted model, not a curated record
AAAACAUUUUCCUCUCUCUCUCUCUCUCUCUCUCUCUCUCUCUCUCUCUCUAGUUUUAUAUAUCAUAGCUUGCUCACUACAGAUUUUCAGACAACAAACUCCUAGUUAAACCUAAGUAUCCCCUCUCCUAUUAGCAACAAUGUUGAAGCCACAGCUUCACCAGUCACACCUUUCAACAAAAAUCCCUUUUCUACUACCUAAACCAUUCAUCCAUGGCAGUGGUCAUGCUUCUUUUCCUGUGUAUUCAAGGUCCUUGUCCCCUAAAGCAAACAAAAAAGUUCGUGAUGGCUAUAAACAUGGAAGCAUUAAAUCUAUAGCAAGUGUCACACAGCAGUCCACAGAUGUUAAGGCUGUGGUGACUGUGAAAGAAACAGUAGUUGAUUUUUGGACAGAAAUAGGGAUAGAACGAGGACUUGAUGAUUUUACAGACCUGAUUGGCAAAACACUCCUCUUGGAGCUUGUUAGUGCCGAGCUUGACCCAAAGACGGGAUUAGAGAAGCCCUCGAUUCAAAAGUACGCGCACAAGAUAGAUCAUGAAGGAGAGGAUAUCAAGUAUGAAGCGAAUUUUGUGGUUCCACCAGAUUUUGGAGAGAUCGGUGCCAUUUUUGUUGAAAAUGAGCACCAUAAAGAAAUGUACCUUCAUGAUGUUGUGCUUGAUGGCUUCCCUGCUGGACCAGUUCAUGUGACUUGCGAUUCAUGGAUCCAUCCGAAGUUUGACAAUAAAAAGAAGAGAAUCUUUUUCACUAAUAAGUCAUACUUGCCAUCAGAAACACCAAAUGGAUUGACAAAACUGAGAAAGGAAGAACUCGAGACUUUACGAGGCAAUGACAAUGGAGAACGAAAGAAAGGUGAAAGGAUCUACGACUAUGAUGUGUACAAUGAUCUUGGAAAUCCUGAUAGUGAUCCAGAGACAGCAAGGCCGGUGCUAGGUGGCAAAGAGCACCCGUACCCUAGGCGUUGCCGUACUGGCCGACCACGGACCGAGUCAGAUCCACUUACGGAGACAAGGAGUAGCAGCUUCUACGUGCCUCGAGAUGAAGAAUUCUCAGAAAUAAAGAUGGGCACGUUUUCUGCCAAGACUCUCAAAUCAGUAUUGCAUGCCCUAGUACCUUCUCUAUCAACCGCUAUUGUUGACAGUGAACUUGGAUUCCCAUUCUUCAGUUCCAUUGACGCACUAUUCAAUGAAGGAAUCAAUUUGCCUCCCCUUAAGAAACAGGGGUUUUGGAAAGAUCUUCUGCCUAACCUUUUCAGGGCCAUAUCUGAUGGAACUAAAGAUAUCUUGAAAUUUGAGACUCCUGAUACCAUGGAGAGAGACAGAUUUUUUUGGUUUAGGGAUGAAGAAUUUGCUAGACAGACUCUUUCUGGUCUCAACCCUUGUAGCAUCAAAAUGGUCACGGAAUGGCCAUUAAGGAGUAAACUAGACCCUGAAAUCUACGGUCCCCAAGAAUCAGCAAUCACUACAGAAAUGGUUGAGCAAGAAAUCAAAGGGUUCAUGACAUGUGGACAGGCAGUAAAAGAUCAGAAGCUUUUCAUCCUUGACUACCAUGAUUUAUUCCUACCUUUUGUAAGCAAAAUAAGAGAGCUGAAAGGCACGACACUAUACGGGUCACGGACAUUGUUCUUCUUAACCCAUGAAGGAACAUUGAGACCACUAGCUAUUGAGCUCACUCGACCACCGAUGGAUGGUAAGCCGCAAUGGAAGCAAGUGUUUAGACCAGCUUGGCAUUCCACUGGUGUUUGGCUUUGGAGGCUUGCCAAAGCUCAUGUCCUUGCACAUGAGUCUGGCUAUCACCAACUUAUUAGUCACUGGCUAAGAACACAUUGCUGCACAGAACCAUACAUAAUCGCGGCCAAUCGCCAACUUAGUGAAAUGCAUCCAAUCUACAGACUCUUGCACCCGCAUUUCCGGUACACAAUGGAGAUCAAUGCUCUAGCUCGACAAUAUCUAAUUAGUGCAAAAGGGGUUAUAGAGACGUCAUUCUUUCCUGGCAAGUAUUCUAUGGAAUUAAGCUCUGUUGUCUAUGAUCAAGAAUGGCGGUUUGACUACCAGGCGCUGCCCAAGGAUCUAAUAAACAGGGGAAUGGCUGUGGAAGAUCCAUCUGCUCCACAUGGAUUGAAAUUGAUGGUGGAAGACUAUCCAUACGCCAAUGAUGGUUUGGUUUUAUGGGAUAUCAUCAAAGAGUGGGUUAGUGACUAUGUCAAUCACUACUAUCCAGACUCAAGUCUCAUUGUGUCUGAUAAUGAGCUCCAAGCAUGGUGGACAGAAGUUCGAACAGUAGGUCACGCUGACAAGAAAGAUGAACCCUGGUGGCCUGUGCUUAAAACACCUCAGGACCUUAUUGAAACCCUGACAACUAUCAUAUGGAUAGCCUCCGGUCAUCAUGCCGCAGUGAAUUUCGGACAAUAUACAUAUGCAGGAUACUUUCCAAAUAGGCCUACAACUGCUAGGAUGAAUAUGCCAACCGAAGACCCGAACGAUGAGUUGCUGAAACUAUUUUGUGAGAAACCUGAAGUGAUACUAUUGACAACAUUCCCUUCACAAAUUCAGGCCACAACAGUGAUGGCUAUAUUGGAUGUGCUAUCAAAUCAUUCUCCCGAUGAGGAGUAUCUUGGGCAGCAAAUAGAGCCAGCAUGGACAGAGGAACCGGCUAUAAAUGCGGCUUUCGUGAAGUUCAAUGGGAGGUUGAAGGAGUUUGAAGGAAUUAUUGAUGAAAGGAAUGCUGACAUUAAAUUGAAGAAUAGAAACGGAGCUGGCGUUGUGCCUUAUGAGCUUCUGAAGCCAUUUUCUGACCCUGGAGUUACAGGAAAAGGAGUUCCUUACAGCAUCUCUAUCUGAAGUUUGAAAACUUGUAAUGCUAUGGAAAAAAAAAAUAUAUGUUGGAGUUUUGUUGCGCUA